GCGUGAUAAAGCCGUCAUGGACCAGAGGUCCGGAGAACCAGACGAGGCCUAUCACGCCCGGAUGCUGGCCUGGAGUACCGAAACAAAGAAACGGACAGAUGACGCAGCAGCAACAGCGAAGAAGAAGGCAGAGGACGCCGAGCAGGCAUGUUUGCUGGCACUUGAACAACAGCGCCAGCAUGACGAGGCAACAGCAAGGGCUGCCGAUGAAGAAAGAACUCAACGUCGUGAGAAGAUAUUUAAUGGAGAGCAGACUUUGCUCACAAUGGCAGCGGAAUGGCGGACCGAGGCCGAGAAUGGCAAGUUGGAGGAUAGCGCAAACAAGAUAGCUCUCCUCCUAUCCCAUCUCACAGACCUCCUGGCAACCUGUAUAACACAGCAGGAGGAUAUCCACAGCCUCGACGACUCGCUAGCUGAAGUACAAGGCCGCCUCCAGCAGCAGGAGCAGCGACCUGUCACCGGCCCCGACGCCAGCUCUUCCAACACCUCCGAUCAUCUCGAAGCAUUGGAGAUGGACGUCGGCUCCCUCAAGGACGGCGUGCAGUUACAGGACACCGCAACGCAACAGUUGCAACAUCGGAUAUGUACUACCGCCAACACCUCAAGUUCGGAACCGCGCGAGACAACUCCAAAGUUUGACGGAAAGAAGAUCUUCUGCGGCUCGACGAAGACAGAUCCGAUUCCAUGGUUCCGCAAGUUCGAGCUCACGCGACAGGUACACAACGUCAAAGAACAUAAGCACCAUGCAUACUUAUACUCUCGCUCAGGGGGCGCGUGCCAGGCUUGGUUGGACAAUCUCUUGUCCAAGUACGGAGUGGUAGCUAACGACUUGCACACCAAGAUCAGCUGGGAUGAUCUGAAGGCAGCAUGGCACAAGCCGUUCCAAGUCGAGCCGCCCGAGAUCAAGGCUAUGGACAAGCUCAUGGUCUUCGAGCAAGGCCCGCUGCCGAGUACCGACUGGAUCCUCGAGUACCAACGCUUGACAUCAGUCCCAGACAUCCAGAUGGGCUUCAAAGCCAUCCGCCACUAUUUUAUCUCAAGGUCAUGUCCGGCACUAAGCAAUGCCUUGACUCACGUCGAGGACACCUUGACGACAACGGCGGAACUCUUUGACAAGGCCGCGCAAAUCAUUAUCACGAACAAGGAGACCAAGAACCUGCGUUCGUCUGCAUCAGGCCCGAGUAAGGACCAACAUCGGCCAAGAAUGGUCGUGGUCGUGGCGGCAACGCCGUUUGACCAAACCAGCGAGGUUGUGUCUGCCAGUGAAGGGGACAGACUCGCAGCCGCCCGGGAAGGUGGCCGCCCCGGCAAAGGCCGAGGACGCGGCAAGACGAAGACACACACCGCAUCUAACCCCGAGCCCGGCGCAACAGCUCCAGCCCCAUGCCAAGCCUUUAUGCAAAGGGUUGGCCUUGGCGCACAAGUUCGGAGGAAGGCAAACCCGACGACGAUCAAGUUGGCAGAUGGAAAGACGCAGCAACUUCUCGACCGUUACAUCGAGGUCGUACCGGUUUAUUUCGCACCUCAUGCAUGCGAACCGGUGACGUUCGAUAUUCUCGACAUGGACUUCGACAUCAUUCUGGGAAUGCCUUGGCUUGCAAGUGCGGAUCACACUGUCAACUUCCACCGGCGGACUUUUAGCGUUCGUGACGUCUUCGGCGUGGAAGUGGCGUGUGCUAUUCCUCUACCGCACCCUUCGAUUCGGUGCCAAGUGGUGACAGCCAAAGCAUUCCGGGCGACUUGUGCUUACGAGCAGCCCGAGGAAAUCGGCCUAUGUUUCCUACGGACCGUCGCGGUAGCCGACUCUUCACCCACGGACUUGUCUUCUGACCCCCGGGUGGUGCGGUUGCUGGACGAGUUCGCCGACAUCUUCGAGUCACCUACCAGUGUGGUGUCGGAUCGGCCGAUCUCUCACGAGAUCAUUCUUGAGGCCGGUGCCGUGCCGCCGAAAGGUUGCAUCUAUCGGAUGAGCGAGGAGGAGUUGGAGGUCCUCCGCGCACAACUCGACGACUUGUUGGCCAAGGGAUGGAUCCGCCCUAGUAGCUCCCCAUAUGGAGCACCGGUUCUCUUCGUCCGGAAGAGGUCCUCCGGGCCUCUUCCUCGCAUCGACGAUAUUCUUGAGCGAGUGGGCAGCGCAAAGUAUUUUUCUAAGUUGGGUUUGAAAUCGGGAUAUCAUCAAAUCUCGAUCCGGCUGAACGAUCGCUACAAAUCCGCGUUCAAGAUGCGGUACGGGCAUUUUGAGUGGGUGGUCAUGCCUUUUGGCCUCACCAACGCCCCGGCGACCUUUCAAGCGGCAAUGACCAACAAGUUUCGUGCAAUGUUGGACCGGUUCGUGCUGGUCUACUUAAACGAUAUUCUCGUCUAUAGCCGAUCAUUGGAGGAUCAUCUUGAGCAUCUUCGACGAGUGUUGGAGACGCUCUGCCGCGCCAAGUACAAGGCCAACCGCGACAAGUGCGAAUUUGUCCGGCAAGAUCUCGAAUACUUGGGCCAUUUUGUCACACCGUAGGGCAUCAGUCCGCUAUCGGACAAG
Molecule: messenger RNA, 2530 nt
Organism: Chara braunii
Lineage: Eukaryota; Viridiplantae; Streptophyta; Charophyceae; Charales; Characeae
Source: the annotation of a GenBank genome assembly